This is a messenger RNA of Daphnia magna, 4017 nucleotides long. RefSeq lists its product as uncharacterized. Lineage: Eukaryota; Metazoa; Arthropoda; Branchiopoda; Diplostraca; Daphniidae. The transcript is spliced from 13 exons. The record is from RefSeq and is a predicted model, not a curated record. The coding region runs from base 1701 to 3203 and encodes 500 amino acids.
ACCAACUGAUAAGAAUCACCGUUUGAACUUCGUUAUAUUUACCCGCCCAUGACGAGAGGUCUCCCUGUGAAUCAACUGAGAUGGCUCAUGUAAUUGGUCCAGCUAUACGGAGAAAUGAAGUGCCAACAUUUUAAACGACAGGAUGAAAACGCCUUGUAUUUUCCCAUUAUGAAAAUGCUAUGAAACGGUAGAAGAAUAUUGAAUCCUAAAAUCUGCACAAACGAAAAAGUACGUAGUGAUACACACCAAGGCUUUUAAUGCGAAAAUCGUGAUGUGAAUUCAAGCCGUUAUCCCAUUGCACCUUUCAAUCCGUAGAAACCAGAUUAUCGUUUCCAGUAUAAACAUUGCACUAAAGCGAUGAGACCGCCCAUAGAGAUGAAGGGGCAGGUCUGUGACUCAAAUCAUUGCACCCUAUGUAAGUAAUGACCAAACUAUUAUACUUAAGGAAUAGUAUAUUCUUUAUCAGUAAUAGACGUAGCCAGCUAUCUGGCGGAAAUCCAAGCCUUCACUAGUAGUGUCAACCGUAGCUUAAUCAGCAAGACAAGCCUUGUGAACUUUGAAACACAACACUCGUGUAAAUGUGUAACUGUUAAUGCAUUCGACUGAUUGUCGUGGCUUAUAUGUAUUUUCAUUAGGUAAUUUCAAUUAAGCAAGGUCUUUGUUUUGCUAAACAAUGGGGCAGUAUUUUCCAGUACUUUUCUUUAUGCAGUAACAUUUUUUCUUGUUAUUAUUAUUAUUUUUUUCCGUUGUCAUCAGCGUAAAACAAAAGGGUGGGGCGUCGCUAUCAACGUUUUAUCUGCUGUCUCCUUGGCUUCGACAGUCACCCGAUUCAGAUUCUUCAGAACUGUUUACAAUGCAGUCAAAGUAAACGACGCGUGCUAUGUCUAAUUUUUUUUUCAAUGGAAAUUUGAAUCUCAUGGAAAAACGAAUGUUUCGCGGAAUCUACCAGAUUUUAUUGACACCGUGGCGAUUCUGUGUUUUUCACGUGUUAAACUCUUGUGUUAUUAUACAACAACAAAGUUUUAUUUUGCCAUGGAGGCAAUAUUCUUUUUUACUUCACUUUUUCUUAGAUAUGUGAGCAUAUCGACGUUAUGCAAGGAAUCUAGUUGAUCUGCAUACCGGUUUUCCUGUUGACUGCAAGAUGUUAGUUAAGCCGAAAGAUAUUCCCAUCUUUUGCUGAACAACCUGUGAAAGAGACUUGUGGUCUUUUAUACUGCACAAUACAUGACUCUGAUUUAGUCGGAAGGACAAAACUGAAGAAAAUCUUGUCGCCAAAGUUCAAAGCCGUUAAUCCAUCGAAUUUCGAGAGCUUCAAACAUUGAAUGACCGCUAAUGACGCCCCUCAUGGCCAAAUGUAACAAAAAACUAGUUAAAAGGCCGAAUUACGUUAAUCGAAAAUCAAAAAUUAAAAUACACAAACAAUGUGUUUCAAUUUGGCAAGACUGGGCAAAACAAAAAUGGCAUGUCAGCCUUUCCCGCCAGUUCAAUGUUUGUCGACAACGUAAAAAGUACAGUAUUUGUCGGACAGCAAACUUGUACUCAGGUAGCUAGUAAUCAUACAUAGAUCUCUUCGACCUCGGAUGACCUAGUAAAUAACUGAUCAAUGAACAGGGGAAAAGCGAUUUCUCAUAUUUUCUCCAUGGAUAUUGCAGAAUCACUGGUGACACUAUUGGAAUAGAAGGCCACGUUGACACGUGAAAAUGAAACCCAUGGCAGCACAGUCAUCUCCUACAACAGAAAUAAAAGAUGAGAUAAAUGGGGGUGGAUACAAACAAGGCUCAAUUCGACAUUUCAAAAAUUCUUUUUACGAGGAUAAUAUACCAAAGGAAGAUUCUUUAUCUCUCUCUGCUGACAUCAGGGAUUUGUCGUUUGCCGCAUUUUCACUCGAAUCCAAUGUCCCGUAUCAAAAGUCGAUUCAUUCCGAUUACAGUUUACGUUCUUAUUCUGCUACGGUCUCUACAAGCGCGAAAAUUGGCAGUAGUCAGAAAAAACGUUCUUAUUUUGACUUCAUGAAUAUUAAUUCUAAUGAAAGUAGUGGCAAUCUUUCAAAAAUAAGUGAACCCAAUCUAAAUGAACUAGAAGAGAUCGUGGAUACAUUCGGGGAGUAUGAUGAAAUAGAUGGCUUCGUGUUUCGCUCCUUUACGACGAUGGAUCACCUGGAAAAGUUUGUGUCUAGAAGUGCAUCCCAUCAAGUGACGUUUCGCACAAGUUCCCAUUCUCCUCAUCAAGAGAAAGGCAUGUCAUAUUGUCGAACGUCUGGACCGUCAUCUCCAGAUUUUCUCAGAGAAGAUACUGGCAAAAUUGAUGCUUCAUUUCGCUCUCUUUCAGUGGAACCUUACUGCGAAGACUAUGAGGUACCUCGUCCAGAUAUUUGGAAUAAGCGACGAUUGGUAGACGGAUGUGAUAAACGUUUUUGCAAUAUGGGUUGCAUUUGCGAUAGCUUGAAUUCAGUUAAACCUCCAUUAGCGCAUUGCAACCACUCUGAAUGUAUGUGCCAUGAUGUAUGUGUUUACAAAUCCAGCCUUAGACGCUACGUAUCAUCUUCAUCGACCGAGUGCGAUACGUGUCGAGAAUCUUCUGAUUUCGAUUUAUUACUCAUUGAGCAGUUUCUGCCAAAACAAUGGCCCCUCUUGAAAAAGGAACUUGCUUUACAAAAGGAGAUUAUCUAUCAGCUACAGCAUCAGCUAAAUAGCAAACAACUUGAAGUGAAUAAGCUGAGAAACCAGCUUGUGAAAAACGUUAUCGUAAAAAAUCCCGCCAGCCCACACCCGUUGGUAGCGACAAAAAAUGUAGCAUAUCCCUCGGUGAAAAAGGCUAGGACAAAAUUGGAGGCAAUGGUGGAAACUAAAGAAGAGGCAAACGCGGCGACACGCGUACAUUUGGACGGGUAUUACGUGGACUCGCUUCCGUUUGAUGAUGUGGUUCUUGACAGACUUUCUGAAAGCAUAUCCGUCACAGCAUUUAUCCGACACCUAAUGCGGGACAUGUUCACCGAAGAUUUUCUGUCAUCAAGAAGUUCUAGGUGGAUGAAAGAGGAACAUAAGACCGCCAUAAUAGAUGCCACAAUGAGGAGAUUCCACAUUUAUUAUCGGAGAGACGGCGAUUCUAUUCCACUGACUGUUGAAAUGGUCAAGCAGGUAAUAACAUCCGAAUUCAACAUCAAUCAAUCCAGGGAAAGGAUGAAAAGUAAAAAGCGAUCGUAGGAAUUUUGUUACCUUUUGUUCAAAAGUUACAGUUUUACCAUGGGAUGUGCGGUCAUGUCAUUGUCAUUGAGGCCUCAUGCUCUCCGUUAUUUUGUUUAGAGAUUCUUGGUUUGAAAAAUUGGCCAAUGCUAUUGUCUUUCUGUCUUUUCGGUUUCGUCGUUUGAAGAUUCUGUUGAAAGCAGUGCCGCCCGGUAACAUUACUAGAAAUAAUUUUGUUUUUGGUCAAUAACUGUUAGCAUAUCCAUAGUCAUAGAUUACUAUAAUCUAUGACUCUGGCAUAUCACUAGCUUCCAAUCCUUUAGUCCCAGCUAAAAGGUAUAUCUGUAUCUCCCAGAGAAACUUGAAACAUUUAACUUGAUUUUAACUUGUGUGAUUAUUGUAACCAUUGUCCAUUUAAUUGGAAAAUUUUUAUCGUAUUUUCCAUUAAAAGUUUCUUCUAAUUCAAGAAAUUAUGCAGGCAACCAGCCAAACGUGAAUCGCCAAUCAAACCAAUCCUAGGGAAACAUGUUUUGGAACAAUGGGUAUUUUCAAAUCUUAUGGGCUCUUUAGGUGGAAAAUCCAAAUUUCUAGCUAAAAGUUAGGAAUAAUAGUAGUAUACAAAUAUACUGCCGUUCAGCAGUAACAGAUAUUUUUCGAUAAGGUCCGUUUGGUGUAGUGGUAAAAUGUACUCGGAGGGACGGGAGGGUAUUAUCUAUUAUGUGUUCGACAGCUAAAUAGUUAUGUUUUCGAUUAACACAUUGUAUGCAAUUUAUUUUGUGGUCUUUUGGAUAGAGUAUUCUUUUUUAUUUUAUUUUAUACAAUUUUUCUUCCACAA